Molecule: messenger RNA, 2982 nt
Organism: Aspergillus lentulus
Lineage: Eukaryota; Fungi; Ascomycota; Eurotiomycetes; Eurotiales; Aspergillaceae
Product: armadillo repeat protein
Biological process (GO): proteasome-mediated ubiquitin-dependent protein catabolic process
Cellular component (GO): GID complex
Molecular function (GO): protein binding
Source: RefSeq, a predicted model, not a curated record
AUGACGCGCACUUCUACACCUCCCACCCUACUCCAACUCCAAAGCGCAGACUCGGUAUCAUCUCAAGCUGCACUACUUCGCAGCUUGAAGAACGAAACGAUUGGUCAUGAUCAGCGCAAAGAGAUUUAUGUCAAGCGGGGAAUCAUUCCGGUACUCACCAAGGUUCUCACGUCACGGAAACUGAGCGGGAAGAGCGUUACGGCGACGGUUAAAGAAUCGUCUGGCAUCAAGUCGGAGGAAGACGAUGCUUGUCUACAGGCGAUCAUCAUCCUUGGUAGUUUGGCUCAAGGCGGCCCAGCGUUCCUUGCGCCCAUCCUCGCCAGCAAUAUACUUCCAACCCUCCUGUCAUUUCUGUCGUCUCCCAGCUGCCCUUCCUUCUUCCGCCUUCCCAUUCUCCGAACACUCAAUAGCAUCGCGGAUCGACUACCAUUGCAGAGUCAGCAGAAACUGAACAAGGAUACUCGUUUGGCCGAACUGCUCUUUUCUAAGGAGCAUGUGGGCUGCUUGGCUCAGAUCAUCGGGCAAGAUUAUACAUCUUAUCAGGCACAGGCUUCCAUUGAACUGGCUGCAUCGUUGAUUGGGAAGUUGUGCACCGAGGAGGCUCACAAGACUGUCCUGGCUGACUCGGGGGUGUUGGAUGCUCUUGCUGUCAAGGUCGCCUCGUUUGUAGUCGCCCAAGGGUUCGUUCUGCCUGGCGCAGAAGAGCAUGUCCAGGAGCCGGGCGCAUUGGGAUCCUUGCCCCCUCCAGCACCCCCGAGUGCCAAGCUCGCUCCAAUCCUUCGUGCGGUCACAGUGAUUAUCGAGCACUCCAAGUGGCGAGCCGAACAUUUCCUUUCGUCGCCAGGUAUUGUGACUGUUUUCCCCAAGCAGUUACCCGAAUUCGCUCCCUCGGACAUCAAAAAGGGCCCCUGGGGGUCGACGUAUUUCUCCGGUUCUGCCGUCCCCCGGCAUGCCGGGAUUAGCCCCCUUGAGAGUCUGCUGCCGUCGGUUCCAUUAUCUCCCUCGACGGCACCGGCGAAUGCAGCCAAUUUCCCACCUCUAGGUCACCAAGGGGGGCGCCGUCGCCCCAGCCACUCGUUCCCCACAUCCUUCUCGCUUUUUGAGUCGACAUCUACCGACGACGAUGAGAAUUGCAUCGUCCCCUGGCUGCUUUACAUGGUUCGUGCGGAGAACGGCAUGGUUCGCUUGAUGGCAGCUCGCCUCGUCACGGUCCUUUUCCGUCUUGGCCUGGCGAAGAAACAUCGCGUCUCCCUGCUUUCCUAUCUGUUGAUCCCCAUCCUUAUCCGAAUGCUCGACAAAGACUAUGAAAUACCGGGCGAUGACAGUGUCGAGUACGGUGGCUUGAUUCCCGCAACCGCGCGUGUUAAGGAGGAAGCCCCUGCAGUACUCGCAGCUCUGGUGAUUGACGAUCAGGAAUUGCAAAAACACGCCGUCGAUGGUGGCGCGAUUAAGCGAUUAUCACAAUUGCUGAAGGAGACCUACAAUCCGAUUCACGAGAAUACCAAGCCAAUGUGGCACCCGGACGCCGACGAAUCUGGUCCAAAUCCCGAUAUGCAACCACUAGAAUGUAGACUUGGACCACCCGGGUUCUCGCCAACUCAUUGUCAUGUAAUGCGAUAUCGGGAGAAUAUUUUGAAGGCACUUGCAGCUCUCGUUCCUUUCAAGGAUGAAUAUCGCAAGCUCGUGUGUGAGAAUGGAGUGGUGCCGUACAUUAUCGACUCUCUCAAGCCUUGCCCUAGCGAGCUGCCAGUGGACCCAUCGACUCUCAAGAACACUGCUACGGAUGGCAAUCCCACUCCGACUCUCUUGGCCGCUUGUGGUGCUGCGCGAAUGCUUACUCGUUCUGUGAGCGUCUUGAGAACCAGUCUGAUCGAUGCUGGUGUCGCUGCUCCUCUCUUCGUUCUGAUCCGUCAUCCUGAUAUCGAAGUGCAAAUUGCUGCGACGUCCGUAAUCUGCAACCUGGCAUUGGACUUUAGUCCUAUGAAAGAGGCAAUUAUCUCAUCGGAUAUUCUCCCGGUCCUAUGCGAGCACGCGCACUCGCCGAACACAAAACUUCGUAUCGAGUCAUUGUGGGCACUGAAACAUGUGUCCUAUAAUUCUGCCAACGAUGUUAAGGUCAAGAUAAUUGACGGCCUUGGGCCUGGGUGGAUCAAGCAGAUUAUUACGCAGGACCCUACAAGUGCCCUUGCGAAACGGGGAAUGGAAGGCGAUGUGGACAGUAGUGCGGCGGCGGGUAUGAGCCGAGCCAAUUCGGCCGGGGAACAAGUCGACCUUUUGAAUCCGGUUGAGGAUUCGCAAAGCCGGGGCGAAGAUCUCAAAAUGUCCGACACUCUGCCUGCCUCCAAGAUGAGCCUGGAGAUGUUUCUGCCGGAUGCGACCAGGCGGCGAAAGCUCGUGUUGAAUGGAGAUUUGGACCAGACCACACAGGCUCGACAGGAUGAUAUCGCGGUACAGGAGCAGACUUUCGACUUGCUGCGUAAUCUUGUAUGUGGGUCAGGAGCGUCGGAGAUGAUCGACCACCUCUUCAAGGAGAUUGGGCAGGACCUUAUCCUCGACGCGCUGGCGGACAAGCUUCGACCUCGCACCAUCAAUCUCCCCCACCGUCGGGAUUCCUCAGCCAGCCGUGCACUCAACGUUCCCACCGAGAUCCUCGUCUCGGUCACAUAUGUUAUCAUCCAUCUUGCCGCGAGCCUUCCAUGGCAUCGGCAAGUCCUGGUGUCGCACCCCACCCUUCUGCAACAUCUCAUGUGGUACUUUAACCACAGCCACCGAGACGUGCGUAUCAACUGUGUCUGGGUAGUCAUCAAUCUGACAUACGAAGACGACGCGAGCGACCACGAUGGCUGUCGCGAGCGAGCCUUCAAGCUACGGUCCCUGGGCGUAAUGGAGCGGUUGACAAGCCUCCUUGAUGACCCUGACCUUGACGUGCGAGAACGCACGAAAACGGCGGAGCAUUUGAUCAGUUCUUUGACGCAAACAUAG